This is a messenger RNA of Cajanus cajan (pigeon pea), 1460 nucleotides long. Its product is annotated as Plastid-lipid associated protein PAP / fibrillin family protein. NCBI's taxonomy places the organism in Eukaryota, Viridiplantae, Streptophyta, Magnoliopsida, Fabales, Fabaceae. The record is from RefSeq and is a predicted model, not a curated record.
GUAACAGUAGGAUAUUCGUACAGAUAAUGUGAAAUGAAUGAAUGGCCUUCUAAGAAAGUUAGCGCGGAGAGUGGUGCAGAAAAGCAAUAUUCUAUCUAUAUCUUGUUUGGUAGUUUGCCACGUUUUCAUUUUGAUCUUGGCGCCACUGCCACAUAACAGAAAAGGAGAAGCCUCUGCUAGAAUGGCUCUGAAAGUUGUAAAUCUAGGGUUCCAUUCAUUGUCAUUCGUUCCUUCUCCGAAGCCCUUGAAAGAUCGCUUGGUGCUUCGAUCUUCUAAAGUGGAACAAAUAUCGUUCACUGAAUCUGAGAACUCACUCAUCGAAUCCAUUCUUGGCGUUCAAGGACGUGGACGCUCUUCUUCUCCUCAGCAGCUCAAUGCUAUUGAGCGCGCUGUUCAAGUCCUCGAACGUUUAGGAGGUGUACCUGAUCCGACAAAAUCAAAUUUGAUCGAGGGUCGCUGGCAGCUAAUUUUCACCACUAGACCCGGAACAGCAUCGCCAAUUCAGAGAACCUUUGUUGGGGUUGACUUUUUUAGUGUAUUUCAAGAGGUUUAUCUUCGAACAAAUGACCCACGCGUAUGCAAUAUUGUGUCAUUUUCUGAUGCUAUUGGUGAGCUCAAAGUGGAGGCAGCAGCAUCAAUUGAAGAUGGAAAAAGAAUCCUUUUUAGGUUUGACAGAGCUGCCUUUUCUUUUAAAUUUCUUCCAUUUAAAGUUCCGUAUCCAGUUCCAUUUAAGCUACUUGGAGAUGAAGCAAAGGGUUGGUUAGACACCACAUAUUUGUCAAAUUCGGGUAACCUUCGUAUCUCAAGAGGAAAUAAGGGAACCACAUUUGUGUUACAGAAGCAAACUGAACCUAGGCAAAGGUUACUGACAGCUAUUUCCUCGGGGAUUGGUGUUAAAGAGGCAAUAGAUGAACUUAUUUCGUUAAAGCAGAAUACUGGUCAAGAACCAGAACUAGAAGAGGGUGAGUGGCAGAUGAUGUGGAAUUCACAGACCGUGACGGAUAGUUGGAUAGAGAAUGCUGUCAAUGGGCUGAUGGGCAAGCAGAUUAUCAGGAAGAAUGGAAGAAUAAAGUUUCUGGUUGAAAUCUUGCUUGGUCUCAAGUUCUCCAUGGAUGGAAAUUUCGUGAAAACCAGUUCCAGAGUGUAUGACGUUACGAUGGAUGAUGCAGCCAUAGUUGGUGGCCCAUUCGGAUAUCCCCUAGAACUGAAAAACAAGUUCAUAUUGGAGCUUCUGUACAGUGACGAGAAGCUCAGAGUUAGCCGGGUAUCCAAUAAUAUUAUUUUCGUACAUAUUCGUACGGAUGACUCGAGGUGAACUAAUGCUUUUGUUAAGAAUAGCAGAAAUCAUUUUGUAAGUGGGGAUUUGUGAUAUCAUCAAUUGUGUAUUAACUGUCCGACGUUGCAAACUAAAUAUAUCUAUAACAUGGAUCGAGUACUUGUUCAGCUUCGAUUUCAAGUCA